This is a messenger RNA of Piliocolobus tephrosceles (Ugandan red Colobus), 1506 nucleotides long. Its product is annotated as metastasis-associated protein MTA1. The transcript is spliced from 6 exons. NCBI's taxonomy places the organism in Eukaryota, Metazoa, Chordata, Mammalia, Primates, Cercopithecidae. The record is from RefSeq and is a predicted model, not a curated record. The coding region runs from base 620 to 997 and encodes 125 amino acids.
UGGCUGGUAUCAGGGCUGGUCCUCAGCAGCUGUGUCCCUGGCCAGGCUGGCUGGACGGUCGGUUCGCUGUCUGACCAGCAGCCAGCCCUCCACCAGCAGCUCCGGAGGCCUGGACAUGGGGGCUGUUGAAUACGCGUUGUGCUCACGGGCCUGUGUGUGGAUCCUGUUGUGCCGCGGCUGAGGGGCCUGGCCCCUGCCAGGUGGUCUCCCUGCUCUCUGGAAGCCCUGAGGUGCAGGAUUGGCCUGGGCACACGUCUUGCGGAGAGCCCUUGGUGCUCCUGGGCGCCUGGCUCUGUGGUGACCUCCCUGCUUCCCGCCCAGUCAGGAUGGGGCCUCGGGUGGGGCCACGUGGAGCUUAGUUCCUGGUCGUAUCCCAGAACCCUGAGGGCCAGAGCCUGGGCCUGCCUGCCCAUCCCCUGCUGGGCAGAGGCGACUCGCUCUGCCUGUGUCAUUCCCGGCAGAGACCCACCCCCGUCCCCCGAAGCCUGACCCCGUGAAGAGCGUGUCCAGUGUGCUCAGCAGCCUGACGCCCGCCAAGGCGGCCCCUGUCAUCAACAACGGCUCCCCCACCAUCCUGGGCAAGCGCAGCUACGAGCAGCACAACGGGGUGGACGGCAACAUGAAGAAGCGCCUCUUGAUGCCCAGUAGGGGCACUUACCUGGGUCUGGCAAACCACGGACAGACCAGGCACAUGGGACCAAGCCGGAACCUCCUGCUCAACGGGAAGUCCUACCCCACCAAAGUGCGCCUGAUCCGGGGGGGCUCCCUGCCCCCGGUCAAGCGGCGGCGGAUGAACUGGAUCGACGCCCCGGAUGACGUGUUCUACAUGGCCACGGAGGAAACCAGGAAGAUCCGCAAGCUGCUCUCCUCCUCGGAAACCAAGCGUGCUGCCCGCCGGCCCUACAAGCCCAUCGCCCUGCGCCAGAGCCAGGCCCUGCCGCUGCGGCCGCCGCCGCCUGCGCCCGUCAACGACGAGCCCAUUGUCAUCGAGGACUAGGGGCUGCCCCCACCUGCGGCUGCCCCCCCGCCCCUCGCCUGCCCACGCGGCCCCUUCCCAGCCAGCCCGCCGCCCGCCCCUCAGUUUGGUAGUGCCCCACCUCCCGCCCUCACCUGCAGAGAAACGCGCUCCUUGGCGGACACGGGGAGGAGAGGAAGAAGCGCGGCUAACUUAUUCCGAGAAUGCCGAGGAGUUGUCGUUUUUAGCUUUGUGUUUACUUUUUGGCUGGAGCGGAGAUGAGGGGCCACCCGUGCCCCUGUGCUGCAGGGCCUUUUGCCCGGAGGCCGGGCCCUAAGGUUUUGUUGUGUUCUGUUGAAGGUGCCAUUUUAAAUUUUAUUUUUAUUACUUUUUUUCUAGAUGAACUUGAGCUCUGUAACUUACACCUGGAAUGUUAGGAUCGUGCGGCCGCGGCCGGCCGAGCUGCCUGGCGGGGUUGGCCCUUGUCUUUUCAAGUAAUUUUCAUAUUAAACAAAAACAAAGAAAAAAAAUCUUAUAAAAAGGAAAAAACC